Molecule: messenger RNA, 5397 nt
Organism: Plasmodium gonderi
Lineage: Eukaryota; Apicomplexa; Aconoidasida; Haemosporida; Plasmodiidae
Product: Rab GTPase activator and protein kinase
Exons: 1
Coding region: 1-5397 (1798 amino acids)
Biological process (GO): protein phosphorylation
Molecular function (GO): protein kinase activity; ATP binding
Source: RefSeq, a predicted model, not a curated record
AUGAAAAAAAUAAUUUAUGAAAUUAUAUCCGCAGUUCAUUAUUUACACACGAAAGAAAUAAAAUUCUUAAAUUUGACAUUGAAAGAUGUGUUGAUUACAUCUAGAGGGGAAGUUAAAAUACACAACUACUGCAUGGCGUAUUUAUUUAGUGAUUAUUUGCAUAACCCUAACAGUACUCAAAAUUUUUUUAAGAAUAAAUUUAGAUAUCGAAUGAUGUGCAUGUAUUUUCCAAACCGAUAUAAACACAAGGAAGAAGGGAGAGAAUUUCAAAAAGAAUCAUAUAAGACAUUCUCAUAUUUGAAAAAAGAUUCUCAUUCGUUUAAGAAUCUUCAUACAGAUGUAGUUAACCAGGAGAACAAAGUAACUUACAUGCACCGAACUAAGAAUAAUAAAAAAGGAACAAAAUCAAAGUUCUUAAGAAUGAAUCCUUUGAACACAUAUAAUAGUUUUAUAACUAAUCCAUUAUAUUAUCCUCCAUUUAUAUUGUUGCUGGACUUAAUGAAGAAUAAAAAGACAUCCCCCAUGCAUGAUCUGUACAAACACAUAGAUAUCUUCAGUGUGGGCAUAAUAAUACUACAAAUGGUUAAUGGUUUAUUCGGUUUUACCUUUGCCGUGAAAAAUUUUUUACAUUUUAAGGAAGCCCACGUCACUGUGCAAGUGAAAAGAGAAAGGCGCAAUCCUAAUGUAGGAGAAAAUUCCAUGCACAAUUCUAUGCACGAUUCUAUGCACGAUUCUAUGCACAAUUCCAUGCACGAUUCUAUGCACAAUUCCAUGCACAAUUCCAUGCACGAUUCUUCGUUUCCAUCCUCUCCUUCGUGUACUUCUGUUUCGUGUACUCACGGGUUGGCAAGUGUUCCAUGGAAGAGAGAAGAAAUGUAUUGCAAGAGAAACAUCAGGAAGGACAUGGAAAAGCACAGAGUUGUAAUUCAAAAGAAUAAUACAAUCACGUUGACAGAUAAUUUUGACAAGGUCUCCUCUGCAGUUAUGUGUAUUGACAAAGGGAGUAAUUUCUCUAACCCUCUUUUAGUGGAAAAACUGGAUGAAAAGGUUGGAUAUAUUGAAGAUGCUGCAUGCACUAUACAUUCUCAUUCGAAAUACUUGAUGGAUGAAGUAUACGAGAGCAUUCUUGAAUUUGAAGAGCUUCGAAAAGACAGACAAGGAAAGGAAGCCAGUAUGUGUCACAGGAAUAAUGAAGAGGGCCAAUUUUACGUUGAAAAAUUAGCAGAAGGAGGAGAAGACAUAUUCCAGAAAAUAGAAACUAUUUUUGUAUUUUUAUUGUACAUAAAAAUAUAUCAUAUUUUUAGAAAAGAAAAUGGAAAAAAACAAAAAAAAAAACAAAAAAAAAAAUUUGAUAACAAUGGAUGGAGUUUGUUGAAUAUAAAUGCGUACACUAUGUUUCGUGCCCAUUGUAAAUAUCAGGACGAUGUAGUAAAGAAGAAAUAUAAGCAUAUGAACAUGAUUACGUAUCAAAUUGUGAAAAAUAUCAUUGAAGGCUUGUUUAAUUUUAAAAUAAGUAUACGUUUCAUUAAAAGAGUUGAAAAUAUGCUUUCAGAGUUUUUUACCAUGCAUGUAGUGAAACAAAAUCUGAGAAAUAUAAAAUUUGAAACAGAAAAAUAUAAUGAAAAAAUAUUUUUUUUAAAUUUUAUGCAAAAAUGUCUAUCAUUAGAGUAUGAUAACAAGUCAGAUGGGUAUUCUUCUCUUCUAUCACACUAUUACUUCUACAACCAUGUGGACACAAAUAACCGUACAUUGGUUUAUAGAAAUACUAUAAUGAAAAAUAUUAAAAUGCACAGGCAUGAUAAAAUUGUCAGAAAUGGAGAAUAUUAUAACACUUGUUCGAUUUUCCAGAAAAACGCUGAGGAUAGGAAAAACAAGGUGAUGAUAACCUACAAGGAAGAAAGAAGCACAGAACAUUCGUAUAAGAAAAAAUUAUAUUAUCAAGUGAGUCAUUUAGAUAAGGAGGAGAACCCUCACAUAGAGUGUUACUCAAUAAGGGAAGAUCCCUCCGCAGGUUGUUACUAUUACAAUGAGCAUAUGGUAGAAUAUGUUAAAAGUACAUCCAAAGAAAAGGAAUUAAUGGAGAAAUACUUUAUCGAGAAGAGGGAUGUAUAUUAUUGGUUUGAUGUACUUUACAAAAUAAAUUAUUUUGAUGAAUUGGCUUAUUUAAAUAUUGUUAAUAAAUCUAGUAACAUUUUGAAAAUUCCAUACAUAGUUUAUAAAAGAAAAAAUCGAUAUUUUGAAUUUUUAUUUUUUUAUUUUUAUAAAUUACUUCUACUGAAUAGAUACCAAGGAGUGUUUAAUGUGUAUAAACAUUUAUUAAGGGGAAGAGGAAAAUUAAGAAGUUUAAACGCAGGUACUUCUUACUUCAGAUCUAAGCACAAAAUGAAUAAGUGUAAGUGUCAUUCGUAUGUAUCUACAAGAGGCAGUUGCAUAAAUGGGUACAUUUUCAGUGUGAAAAUAAGACAAUCUCUUCAUCUAUGUAAGAAAAAUCAUCACAUUACAGUGACACGUAGUAGUCCUAAUGAUAUAAAAGAUAAAAUUCGGAUGGGUGGUGAGCCAAUUCGGAUGAAUACAUGCUUGAGUAGCAGAAUGGAGGAUACUAAAAUGGGAGAGGGUUAUGCAGAUGGAUCUUCUAAUCAGUUGAAUGAAUUAGGAGGACGUGAAGGGUACAUUGGAAAUACGUGCUUUUUUAAUAUACCAAUUGAAGAGGAAUAUUUUCCAACUGCAUUCACAGAUUAUAGAGGAAAAAGGAUAUUGGGUAUAAAGUUAGCUGAAUUUUAUGAUGUUAUAGAAGAUGCUUAUGAGUUCAUUCAGUUAAAAAAUCGGGGUCAUAUAACUGACAGAGAGGAGAAGAAAAAGAAGAUAAUAACGACACCAGUGAUGAUGACGAGGACGAUGGCAUGUGAAUCGGAAAGGCAAGAAACGUCCGUUUAUGAAAAUGACUUUUCAUUUAUAUAUCAAUACAGUCUUCAUUUAAACUUGCAAAAAUUGUUAAAAGCUGAUCCUCUUAACACCUUUGAAUUGUUGAAAGAGGUGAAAUGUGGAUUUCCUUAUCAUAUGAGAACAUUAGCAUAUCUCACACUUCUUGGUUAUUCAUAUUACUUGUUGGUUAGGAAAUCUGCAGAAAAGGAGGAAAAGAUGAAGUACUUUAUUCAUGGAACUCAUUUGAGAAAAAUAAUAGGACGAGAAGUUAUGACAUCUAUAAGAGGGAGGAAGAUAUAUCCAUGUUGGAACAUCCAUGAGAUAGAUAGAAAGAAAUCACGUAAGAACCUAUCGAACAGAUUGACAAAGGUGAUACGAAAUAGUAACACAUCAGAAAAUGAUGAAGUGGAUAGACAAAAUAUACGAACGUAUGGAAAAUUAAAAAGAUGUGAUGGAAAUUUUAAAGAUGAUUUGCCUAUGAAAGAAGAAGGAGAGAGUAGACGACACACAGACAUAAUACCACAUGAAUGGAUUAACAAAAAGGGAGUGAAACGUUUUUUAAAGAAAUAUAGAUUAUACAGUGACUUGGUUGGAAGUACAGAUUUUGCGGAGAGAAUGUAUUCACUUUUAUUAUUACUUAAUAUAAAGUUUGGUAUAAAAAAUAAGUACUUGAAGAAUUUGCUACUACCAUUAAUUCUUCUGUAUUAUAAUGACAUAUACUUAUGUUACAAAUGUAGCAAAAAAUUGAUACAAAAUUAUUUAUUAGAUAUAUACACAAAUAAGCAGAAUUUAGGGGAAUUCUUAUACACUUUUAAUUGUCUCUUAAAUCAUUACAUUCCUGAAUUAUCUUUAUUUUUUUUUAAAAAUUCCAUUAACAUUUCGAAUAUAAUUUAUAGCUGGGUUUGUUCAUUAUUUGCAAACUUUUUCGAUUUGCAAAAUAUUUUUCUCUUACUCGAUAAGAUUCUUACACAACCAAGAUCUUUCAUUUUUUUCAUAUGUAUUAGCAUCUUAAUAUAUCUGAAAAGGUAUAUUUUAAUGAUGAGCAUGUGUAGAUACAAUCUGCAUAAGCAUCUAUUUGCUUUAGCUACUUUAGUGAAUUUAAAUUUUGUGUUAAAAAAUUCCAUGCAUAUGUUUCAUACAUGUCCAAUAAUGCACACGCAAUUUCCUAGAGUUAUUACAUCAUUGGAAAAAGAAGGAAAAAUCUCAGAGGAAAAUUUUACCCAAAUCGAAAUUACACAUGGUGAUGAAAGGGAUCAUAUGAAUUACUUAUCCUAUCUAAUUAUGGAUACACAUUGGAUGCAAUAUUAUGUACACAAAAAUACAUUUCAGGUUUAUAAAAAGGGGGGGGGGAGGGGAAGAAGUGUAAUCAGAGAAAUAAUGCAUGGAAAAACAAACUCGGGGAGUGGCAGGAGUAUCGACUCAAGUCAUAUGAACUUAAUUAAAGAAGGGCGUGUCAGUAGGGCAGCUCUCAAUUUCUUAACAAGGAGACGAAGCAAAAGGGGGGGAGGUUUACAUCGGGGCGAAGCAAAUCGGGAAGAAAUCAAACGUAAUGUAGUAAAGCUUAAAAUUCCAAAACGUGGCAAAUUAAAAUUUAGCAAAAUAAAACUUAAUAAAUCAAAACUGAAUAAAUCAAAACUGAAUAAAUCAAAACUGAAUAAAUCAAAACUGAAUACAUUAAAGCAUGACAAAUUCGAAAUAGACAAACUUAAACAUAACAAAUUAGAAAUGAACAAAUUAAAAGAUGGCAAAAAACCGAAAGCAAAUAGUGGUAUCACGAAUCUGUGUGCAUUGCAAGUGGCAAACAAAGCACUUGAAACUGAAAAAAAAAAAAAAAAAAUGACAAAAAGGAAUACGCCAAAUGUAACGCAUUAUUACGAAUUAUUUUUGAAGAAUUACAAUAUAAACAAAAAAAAAAAAAAUUUAAGUGAAUUCUCUCAUUAUGAAAACAAAAUAGUAACAAAAUAUAAACACAAAGUAAAAGAAACUAAACACAAGGAAAAAGAAAGUGUACAAAGAAGUAACGAAAACAAUGAUGCUACUAAAAAACGAGUAUGUUACAAGUUAACAGAUAAAAAAAUUAAAAAGAGAUUUAAAAUUGAAGAUCUUGUUCGACUGUAUAACUUUCCUAUGUUUCCAUUUUUUUACGUAACAGAUUUAGCAGAUGAAUUAUCUCUUGAAAAUUACAUAAUUGUGGAUAUGAGAUCUCCAGAAGAAUUUAAAAAAAAAAGACUAAAACAUUCUGUACAUGUUAAUACAUUUUUGACUAAUUUCAAAAAGGGAUUGUACAACAACUACUUGGAUGAUAGUUACGAAACGGACAUUCAUUUAAAGACAAUCAUCCUUGGGUUUAAUGGACCCAUUUUGGAUUUUGAUAUCAUUUACAAUUUUCUAAAUUUAAAAAUUAAACGUAUUACAAUUCUCUGGGGUGGCUUACAAUAUGCUAUGAGUAACAUGCCUUCAAAUUAUUUCACGUGA